Messenger RNA from Acipenser ruthenus (sterlet), 9300 nucleotides. Its product is annotated as RAC-gamma serine/threonine-protein kinase. Gene Ontology annotation, molecular function: ATP binding; protein serine/threonine kinase activity. NCBI's taxonomy places the organism in Eukaryota, Metazoa, Chordata, Actinopteri, Acipenseriformes, Acipenseridae. The transcript has 14 exons. The record is from RefSeq and is a predicted model, not a curated record. Gene Ontology annotation, biological process: protein phosphorylation. The coding region runs from base 542 to 1981 and encodes 479 amino acids.
AGACUCUCGCGAGGGUUGUCUCAACAGAGGGGGGAGAGAAGAGAUACACUGAGAAAAACCGACCGAGCUGAGCGAGCACGCAAGCGAUAGACAGCAGAGGAGAGAGAGGGAGAGGAAAGCCGUCCGAGAAGUGGCUGGGUGUGACGUCACGAGUUUUCCUGAAAGUCAACAACAAGCUGCAGCAGCACAGCGGCGGUGCCAGGGGCUAGGAGGAGCUGCAGCCGCUUCCCUUUAUUAUUAUUAGAAGCAGCAGCAGCAGCAGCAUCACCACCGCCACCAUUCGAGUUUUUUUUUUGUGUGUGGCUGGGGUUUGCGAUAUUAUUAUUCUCGCUUAGGAAAGACGCGAGCGUUACGGAGGCUGCCGAGGGGGGAACCCACUCGUCUCCCCAUCACUGCCUGUGCAGGCUGAGUCACUUCUGGAGAGUGGGAAGGGCCGCAGAGAUCAAGAAAAAAAAAGAGAGGGAGGAGAGAGCCUGAGAAGCAGAGCUGGUUGUCCGCAGAGGAGCAUUUCUCUGAGCUCGGGGCUCAGAGGGGAGCCAAAAUGAGCGAUGUUACCAUUGUUAAGGAAGGCUGGGUGCAGAAAAGGGGAGAGUAUAUAAAAAACUGGAGACCAAGAUACUUCCUUCUGAAAACUGACGGCUCUUUCAUAGGCUACAAGGAAAAGCCCCAAGAUGCAGACCUACCUUACCCGUUGAACAACUUUUCAGUGGCAAAAUGCCAGUUAAUGAAAACAGAACGACCAAAGCCGAACACAUUCAUCAUCAGGUGUCUACAGUGGACCACUGUCAUAGAAAGGACUUUUCAUGUCGACACUCCAGAGGAAAGGGAGGAGUGGACGGAGGCUAUCCAGACAGUAGCAGACAGACUCCAAAGACAGGAAGAGGAGCGGAUGAACUGCAGUCCCACCUCCCAGAUAGACAACAUAGGAGAGGAGGAGAUGGACACUUCCACUAGCCACCAGAAACGGAAGACAAUGAAUGACUUUGACUACUUAAAACUACUGGGCAAAGGCACUUUCGGUAAAGUCAUUCUUGUAAGGGAGAAGGCAAGUGGUAAAUAUUAUGCAAUGAAGAUUCUGAAGAAAGAAGUAAUUAUUGCAAAGGAUGAAGUGGCUCAUACACUUACAGAGAGCAGAGUACUAAAAAAUACUAGGCACCCAUUUUUAACUUCUUUGAAGUAUUCUUUCCAAACUAAGGAUCGGUUGUGCUUCGUGAUGGAGUAUGUCAAUGGAGGCGAGCUGUUUUUCCAUUUGUCGAGAGAGAGGGUGUUCUCCGAGGACCGCACACGCUUUUAUGGGGCUGAGAUCGUCUCUGCUCUCGACUAUCUACACUCCGCCAAGAUUGUGUACCGGGAUCUCAAGCUGGAAAAUUUAAUGCUAGAUAAAGACGGCCACAUCAAAAUCACAGACUUUGGACUUUGCAAAGAAGGAAUCACUGAUACUGCUACCAUGAAGACAUUCUGUGGCACACCGGAAUAUCUGGCUCCAGAGGUGCUGGAAGAUAAUGACUAUGGACGUGCGGUAGACUGGUGGGGCUUGGGCGUUGUCAUGUAUGAAAUGAUGUGUGGUCGACUGCCUUUCUACAACCAGGACCACGAGAAGCUCUUCGAACUUAUUCUUAUGGAGGACAUCAAAUUCCCCAGAACCCUUUCUUCUGAUGCAAAAUCCCUACUUUCAGGGCUCCUCAUAAAAGAUCCAAAUAAAAGACUUGGCGGUGGUCCAGACGAUGCAAAAGAGAUCAUGCGGCACAGUUUUUUUGUUGGGCUAAACUGGCAAGAUGUGUAUGAUAAAAAGCUUAUACCUCCAUUUAAGCCUCAGGUGUCCUCCGAGACAGACACAAGGUAUUUUGAUGAAGAAUUUACAGCACAGACGAUUACAAUAACUCCUCCGGAAAAAUUCGAUGAAGACGGAAUGGACUGCAUGGAUAAUGAGCGUCGGCCGCACUUCCCCCAGUUUUCCUACUCUGCCAGUGGAAGGGAAUAGGAGUCCACUGCAACAGUGCUGCUUCACCUUCGUUCAAGGUUAUCACUGGAAACUGGUCCUCCGCAUUACCACCGGAUCCUGUCACUACUUCAGUACUUGAGUUUUGAGUUUUUCAAUUUGGUUUUCUUUUUGACAGGAAAAAUCAUCAGGCGUGCUUUUUGUUUGUUUUUUUUUUUUUUCUGGGUGGAUACACGAGGAGCAGUGUCACUCUGAGGCCUCAAAUGAUGAUACCUCCUACUGUCUGGACAUUAUUGGCAACUGCAAAGAGCAUUUUUGUAUGUUUUGUUUGGUUCUUUUUCUUUUCUGAAAGCCGUUGAAAUUCCUGUUAGGGAAUGAAAACACUGUCUUGCACAUAUACUGUCAUUUAUUUGCAUUUCAGAUUGUAAAAAAAAAAAAAAAGCAACAGCUAAUUUGAAAAAAAGCCCUGAAUUGGAAAUAGUAAGAGGGGUACUUAUCCUUUUGAAGGCUAAGAGAACCCAUUCUGAGUUUUAAAUUACAUACACUGCCAAUGGGAGUUUUUUUUUUUAUUUGUACUAUUGUAUUCUUUUGGGCUGACUGUAGCAGGCACAGUAUUUUUUCCUUUGGUGAUGAAUUUAUCCUGCGCUUUUUGUUAGACAUAUCAUUGCUAGAUGAAGCAAUAGUGUGUUAUUGUUUUAAUAGCUGACUGACAAAAAAUGGCAACAUACAAAAACAAUUAUAAUUAUGUCAGUUUAAAGUAUAUGGAUUCUAACUACUGGUGAUACUCCAUUCUGUUAGCAAGAGUAGCUGGCAGCUCCACUUCAAUCUAAGUGCAAUCACACGAUGUAUAAAAACUUACAACCAUAGUAAGCUGUGGGAAGAAUCGGGAAAGGCACUGUUAAAAACUAAAAAAGAUUUUCGAAAGAUAAAAAGGGUCUUGAAAUAGGAUUUAUUGUGUUUGCUUUUAGUUUAUUUUGUUUUUUAAAUGUAUAAUUACUAUUAUUUUUAUUAUUAACGUCCAGUUGUUUGUUCUGGGUCAAAAGGCACCUCUGGUGGCUGAAGAAUGUAGAAUGUUUUUUUUUUUUUGAUUACCAAAAUGUAGGGGGAACCCUACGGCCGAUUACUUCAAAGUCUUCUCUUUACCGUUGUAGUAUUUAUUUUUAAUAUUGAGAAAUAUUGUAUAUGUUGUUUUGGCAGGCUUCUGCUAUUUUUAGUUUUUUUACUGCAGGUUUUUCAAAAUUGAGACUUGGCAGAAAUGUUAAAACACUUGAUUUGUUAAAACAGUAAAAGGGCUGUACAAGCUGGCAAUCCUUCAAAAAAAGAAAAAAGCACUUUUGGUUGGCCUGGUUACGUUUAUAAAACUGGGCUGGCCAAUCUGAAGUUUAUAUGUAAAUACUGUAGCAUGACACUGAUAAGGCUGGUUAUUAAGACUGUUUAGUACCCACCAUUCCUAAUUUAAAGCUCUCAACUGCAGCGCUUUCUCUGCUGCAGGAUUAGUCGGAUUUGGCUUUUCUAUUUUAUGUGGGGCAGAGGUAGAUGUAUAGGUCCUUUUGAAGGCUUAGCAUCCCAAUGAAAAUGUUUUAUCAGGUGCAGUACCAGCUAGGCAUUGGGGUUGUUGGAAGUAGAAGAAAUGUCAAGCAUAGUUACUGUUUAUCCAAUUAUGGUUAUUCCAUAGGGGCUUGCAUUUCAGGCCCUUCAAACCCUGCAGAAUAACCACUUGCUUUCAGAGCUGAGACACUCGCUACUAAAAUGACCAAAAAAAAAAAAAAAGUUGUCUAUAUAUUAUAUUUGGGUAAGACAGCUGGGGUGAUCUAGAAGUCACCAAGGCUACUACCUAUAGCCAGUAGAGGCAUAGGCAGGUGGUUUUAGCACAAGCAAAGGACAUUUUAGUUCAAACCCCAGCUCAAAGUCAUUGCCUCCUCCUGCCUCAGACCGCCAGAAGAAGGCAAGAUGUCAAAGUGCGAGCAAGACCAUUACCUCCAAGAUACUGUACAGCAUUUCAGGUGUUUUUUUUCGCCAUUGCAUUAGUUAUAACAAAAGGGCAAAUAUAUACUGAAACAUGGUGAAUUCAUUGAAAAAUAGAAGGGGUAGAAAUGGGUGGAAAGAAAUUUAGGUUCAGCAGUAAUUUCAAAGUCUUUAGUUUACAUACUGUACAUUACAGGUUUCUUAUAUCUAUUACAUAUGUCCUGUAUUUCCCUUAAAACACAUUAGUAAGUUAUGUUGUAGCGUCUUUCUUUGAAUUGUUUUUUGAAAUGACACGUAGAAAACCUUUAUAACCUGUUUGAUUUUUCAUAUACACACCUAUGAACAAGUUCAUUAAACAAUUAGGGUAAGAGAAAAAAAGAGCUAGACUUUAUUUGCCCCACUUUUUUUCUAAGUUCAUUUCCCCAAACUAGUAAACCACUCAUUUAGCCUCUAAAAAACAUUGUCUUUUGCAUUUCUAUUUUUGAAACAAUCCCUUUUUUAUUCGACUUUGAAAAAAGGAUUGAACUUUGCACUGGAAACAAAGCUUACUAAAUGUAGCCCAAUAUCAUCAUUGGCAAGUUGAAGAUUUCGGAGGGUUGGGAGUCAAUGCUAGGGAAAGUAAAUCUUCAUUUCCAUGCUGUACAUUGUCAAAGAUUUAACCAUGUACUUGCAGGAGAGCAUUUUACAGUUUACCAUUAUUCAUCCCAAAUGUGGCACUUUCAUUGAUUUAGUUUUUUUGGGAUUGGCAGGCCCAAGUCCUUGUUAAUCACAUUGUAUGGCAUCAGCAGCUGGGCAGGCAAGGGACAUCUCAUGAGGUUAAGGGGAAAUCAUUUUAACAUGAUGCUAGUACUAUUUAUUUAAAUAUAUCUGUAUGAACUUGCAAUACACGGUACUGUUUUAGUUUUAGAGGCAUCAUGUGAAGACAUUGAUUGUUUUCUCUCUGUGUUAACUGCUGAUUUGUUGUACAGCAAAUUGUUCUGAAAACCCUAAAAAUGUAAAUUCACUAAUUGGAUCGAAACCGGUUUUCAGAAGCAAGAAAAACAAACAUUUAAAAAAACUAAACAAAACUAGGAACUUGUAUUAAAGCUUCUGUUUGCCACAAUGAUGUUCUAUUUUAAUUAAUUGUGCACCAUUCCAUAUUUUGGCCUUCUGUGAAUUCUGAUGUAUCAGAAUGCAAGUUUUGACAAGCCAGUUUGUUUACUACCCAAUGGUAGUUUUAACUGUAAGACCACAAGCUUCAGUCUGGGAGUCAAAUAGUCAUGGUCUUGCUGCUAAAUACAUCAGUACGGUCCCAUAAAUGCUGUCUUCAUCUUCAGAAAAUACACAUUUUAUAGGGAAAACAUACAGAGCUGGUAUUUUCAACAUGGGCUGAUAAAGCUUCAACCUACCUAAAUUUAAAAGUGGUGUACACACUUUGAUAGCAAAAGAAUUGAAGCCAAGUAUAUAUUUUGCUUUUAGCUUAAUAUGUAGUACGCGGGAUACCAUUUUAAACAGGUAAACAGGGAUAUCCCACUUUAAUUGAUUAACCUAGAUUUACAUGAUGGGAUACUAAAAGCUAAGCAGUUUCUGAAAGAAACAGGGCUACGGCUGUGUUACCAGUUUUAAACAGUCAUUGAUAGAUUUUUAAUUGGCACCUCCAAAGUAAAUAGCUGAUAUGGAGAAGCAGAUAAUUCCUGCAGUCUUAACCUGCUUUGAGAAUAUUUUAGAUAUCAGUGAACAUGGACUGAAGUUUUAUUGUAUGGGAAAAGUAUGGUUGAUGAGUGAAGAAAAUAUUUUCAUAAAUGAUAGGUCCCUGCUUCUAGGGUGUUUUUUGAUACUCCUAUUGAAGCAAUGACAUGGUGAUCCACCGUUGUAGCAUUUAGUUUUGGCAACAUAAACACCAGGAUUUUGUGAUCGGCGUCAACAUAUUGUGUCACUUUGGAAGAACAGCGUGGGAAACAAAAUUCUUUCCUUUAGGUGUGCCAAGAAUUUUGGUGUUUUUUGGCAACAGAAGUAGCUCAUUUUCCAAGGUUAAGAUUUAUUUUAAAUUUACUUGUAGAUUAUUAUUUGUUUAUUUAGCAGACGCCUUUAUCCAAGGCGACUUACAGAGACUAGGGUGUGUGAACUAUGCAUCAGCUGCAGAGUCACUUGCAACUACAUCUCACCCAAAAGACAGAGCACAAGGAGGUUAAGUGACUUGCUCAGGGUCACACAAUGAGUCAGUGGCUGAGGUGGGAUUUGAACCGGGGACCUCCUGGUUACAAGCCCUUUUCUUUAACCACUGGACCACACAGCCUCCAGAUGCAGCCUACUGUUAUGUACUAUGUAGCUUAUGGAGGGAACAAAUUAGCCAAUAAUAGUGCAUAUUUCUGUUAAUUUGGGUUGCAGCUUUUGCUAGUUCAAAGAGGGUAUGAUUUAUGCAUGUUGCAGCAUUCUUUCAGGUAAAAGUUUAAGAAACUACUGUAAGUCAAAUAGAACAACGUAUUACCUGAUGGUUGAGAACAAACCUUUAUUGUGGAAACAUUUUUGAAUACUGCUUUUUGUAUAACCGGUUUGUAGUUUAAAAUUACUUCCCAUGUUCUGUUGGACACCAAGAUUCAUUAUUUUAAUUAAAGCUUAGUUUAUGGAUUUAGAUGCUCAGUUUAUGUUGGGCUUACACUAGGAUUGCUUUUUUUUAUUAUUUAUGGCACUGCUAUCCCCAUAGCAGCUUUUAAAAAACAACACAGUGGUACUUUUUAAAAAAUGCAAUAAGGAUAGGUUGUUGUUUACAAAAGAGGCUACCCUUGUAGUAAUGCUGACUUUUUGGAGUUAGGCAAUAUAACAGAUAAGUCAAAAUCAGUCUUUCCAAGUAGGUGUUGUGGGAUCAUAUAGAUUGUUAUAACCUGUCACCAUGGGUUGCCAUAUAACAAUAUAACAAUAUUGGAAGUAAGCUGACAAAGGGAAGAUGGUUGAGUAAGUUGAUAAAAAUAAUAAUUUUGGCAAGGCUAUGCAGACAGAGCUACAGCAUAUCACAUUUAACCACUGGACCAAGGUGAUUUUAAACUUUCCAUAUAAGCCACACAAUGCUGACUGUGUGUGUGGUUACUGUAUAUGUUCUGAACUAACUUCUCUGCUAUCCUGAUCACAGAGGUUAUUGUUCCCUGUAGUUAGUAUGACCUAUUUAUCCACCCCUGUUGUGGGCAUUUAACUAGUCCUUGAUUUCAACAGGCCUGCUGAGAUUUGAACUUUCAGGCUUGUUCAGUUGAAGGUGCUACAGAGAAGCCGGAGCAUGCAGAUCCAUGGGGAUAAGGGAUAUAAAGGGAUAACCAAUGCUUCUUUCAAUGCAAAAUGUUAGGUUGAGAGAAUGCACCAAGGGGAAAAGAAAGCACAAGCCAAUAGUGGCUCCAUAUUUUAUUUAUUUUUUGUAAAUUAUAAUCCCUUUCCCCAUACACCUGCCUAAUGUUUUGGGACUCUGAAAUCAAAGUUGUCUGAACAAUCUCCAGCCUACUAAAACAAAUGGUGGGUAAUGGAUUAUAAGAGACCGUUUUAGAUCUGUCUCUAGUAGGAGCACAACAGUAUAAAAUGUCUAGGAAGGUUGAUAAAUUACAGUUCCUGUGUGCAGCUGGCUGUGACAGGACACAAAGCCUGGGAUAAGUAAAGACAGGAAAGAGUGCCAGCUCGUAUGAUGGUGUUUGUUGACCCACAAUAGAUUGCAAGGACUAUUUAAAAAAAACAAAAACAAAAAAAAACUAUAUUGUGUGUGUUUUUAUUUAUUUAUUAGGACUGUGAAUAAGGCCCUUUAAUAAGUUGAAAGUAUUACUAUAAAUCAGUAUUAUUUAUAGGGCUGGUUUAAUUGACUUUUUUUUCAGCUGUGUUCUGGAAAUUUGGAACAGAACAAUAAUAAUUGUGUUUUUUGUGGUCCAUUGUAGUGGUAUUGUUAAGAUUCUGUAUUGCACAGUAGCAUUAUAUGCCAGUGCAAACCUGAUAACAUACAUUAUGAUAGCACUUAGGCUGAGGUUACCCAACUUGUGAUCUUUUCCAGUGUGUAUUUAUGGAAAAAGAAAACGUGGAGAGUUUCUGAUCUCAGCCAGUAUAUGAUGUUAUCAAGGUUUAGCUGUAAUGUAUAAAUAACCUGGUGCUUAUAAAUGGCAUAACUAGGCUUCCUUGCUGACUGAGGCUAAAAUGCACAUUUCCAUUUUGAAUACAGAAAAAUCUGGCAGGCUUUCCACUUGUAUCAACAGAUUCCUUUUUUAACCCAACAUUGCACCUACUGUAUAAGUUUGAGAUAAGCGUUUGUUAGCUGGCAGCUUAGGUUUUACUGAAUUUAGCCCAUUGUCUUCCAGAACACAUUUCACAAGUGCAUUGAUUUGCCAGUGCUCUCACAAGUCGAACGAUUAAUAUAGAGAUUAAACUACCUGAAAACACUGUACACAGUAAACUGUCUUUGAAAUGGCACAUAAUGCUGAACACUUCAAAAAGAAAACCUAAUUCUAGGACAUUGGGGCUGAUGAUAAUAUCAGCUUUUUAAAAGUGGAUCCAGCUUGUAGCAGCCUUGCAUGAUUGACUGUGCUCUCUUGUACUGAAGCCAUCUUUGGGAAGUAGUGGGUGGGGCGAUGGAGUGGUAGGACAUUCCUAUUGUUUUGUUUAAUAUUGUGUAAAAAAAAAAAAAAAAAAAAAAAAAUUAUUACCGUACAGCAUUUGCUUUUUUUUUCCACAAAAUGAAUUUUGGAGAACGAUAAAAUAAAACACAAAAAUGAUUCCUUUCUGCUAAAAGAAUCCAUUCUUCUUCUGUCUGACUAUUUCCCACCUUGUUUGCCACUUACCAUUCCAGAUGGGGGGAGAAGGGAAAGGGGCCAUGCACUUUUCAUAACUUGGUCAAGUGACAAUGUGGGGGUCUUUCCUUACUAACUGCAGGGUCUAUAUAUAAUAUAUAUUUUACACCUCAAUGUACACACUUUGCUGCUACUGUUUGUACUGUCUACAACAGAUUUGUUCUUGUUAUCGUGCUCCUGGUAGUGUAUUAUGAACGAGCAUGAAUUGUAAAGUAUUUAUUUAAAGAAAAAAGACAAACUUUUUCAUUAAUUUUACAUCCAUGUAGCUUUAGAGUUUGUGAAUUUUUUUUGACCUUGCUAGCUCUGUCAUUAGAUCCAUGUCAUAGGGUUAAGGAUUUUAAGCAGGAGGGACUAAAAACUGAAGGAAAACUGUAUUACUGUCAGAUAUAUAUAUAUAUAUAUAUAUAUAUAUAUAUAUAUAUAUAUAUAUAUAUAACUUUAUUUCCUAAAGUAUAUGUCCCACAAGGAUAUGAAAAUAAUCUGCAAGAAACUGUUUUUGUACACUGUACAUCCUUAGUAUUUUUACACGUAAAUGUAUAUGAUGGGGAUGCACAUUAUUUUCCUUCUUACAGACUGCUUAAAUAAAGCACUAUGUCAAUCUGCUAA